GAUAAACAUAAUUUCAAAACGUGUCACGUUUUUAUUCCAUUCACCAUUACACGUAUAAUGAUUAUGCCGAACAUAUUGUACUGGGGUUGAAAACCUCACAAAGGUCCCAUCAUAAUGCUCGGUUAUAAUCGCAACUAGAGUUUAAGUGAGAAGACAUGAAAUCAAUAUGACCCCCUACCCCCCCAGACAAAAGGUGUGUCGGGGAAAAAGCGGCUGUGACGUCACAUACGUACCUGAGUUUCAGGAAAAAGUUAUAAUUUCAGCUUUUUGUUUGGGAGGCGAUCGAUCUAUCGCGAAGUUCCGUCAUCGGAGCGGAUUGCGGAGUAAAAGCCGGAGCUGCUGCUUGUAUUUGCGGGUCGAUGGCGGUUCACCCCCGGCGUGUGCGGCUCAAGCCCUGGCUGGUAGCCCAGGUGGACCUGGGGCUGUACCCAGGCCUGAUGUGGCUGGACCGUGAGGCCAAGAGAUUCCAGAUCCCCUGGAGACAUGCUACACGCCACUCCCCUCAGCAGGAGGAGGAAAACACCAUCUUCAAGGCAUGGGCUGUGGAAACGGGGAAGUUCCGAGAGGGUGUGGACGAGCCAGACCCUGCUAAGUGGAAGGCCCAGCUCCGCUGUGCCCUCAACAAGAGCCGUGAGUUCCAGCUGGUGUACGACGGCACCAAGGAGGUGCCCAUGAACCCGCUGAAGGUCUACAAUGUGUGUGACAUCCCCCAGCCAAUCAGCAACCCAGGGUCAACAAGCUCGACCCCGGCGGAUGAGGAUGAUGAUGACUGUGCGGACACUCCUGAUUCACCCCUUCCACCAUACCCAAGCAACGGUGCUGAUCUCUCCCCUGCAUGGUCUCCGAGCUGCCCCCCACCAGCCGAAACAUGGCCUCCUAAAGAGGAGCCUGUGGACAUGGAAGUGCAUGUCCCACCCUUGCCCGAGUCUCUGUUUGCUUCCCCAGAGAUGUGGAUCAGCUCCUUGCCCAUGACAGACCUGGAGGUGCAGUUCCAGUACCGAGGCAGGGAGGUGUGCCCAGCCAUGACGGUCAGUAACCCCCAGGGCUGCCGGCUCUACUACGGGGACCUGGGCCCCAUGGUGAACCAGGAGGAGCUGUUCGGCCCGGUGAACCUGGAGCAGCUGCGCUUCCCCAGCACCGAACACAUCGCCAAUGACAAACAGCGGCUCUUUACAAACCGUCUGCUCGACGUCAUGGACCGCGGUCUCAUCCUGGAGGUCAGCGGCCACGACAUCUAUGCCAUGCGCCUCUGCCAGUGCAAGGUGUACUGGUCCGGGCCGUGUGCACCCAACCCCACCGCCCCCAACCUGAUCGAGCGCCAGAGGAGGAUCAAGCUCUUCUCCCUGGAAUCCUUUCUCAGUGGUGUGAUUACCCACCAGAAAGGGCAGUCGGAGCGCCCCCCACAGUUCGAGAUCCAGCUCUGUUUCGGAGAAGAGUGGCCGGAUGGCAGACCUUUGGAGAGGAAGCUCAUCAUGGUGCAGGUGGUCCCAGUGGUGGCUCGCAUGAUCACGGAGAUGUUCACGGGCGAUGGCACGCGCUCAUUUGACAGCAGUAGUGUGAGGCUCCAGAUCUCUGUGCCUGACAUCAAGGAUAACAUAGUAGCUCACCUGAAGCAGCUCUACCACCUACUUCAAACUCACCAGAGCCCCGAGGGCUGGAUGGGGACCCCUCCCAUGCAGCCCCAGUGAGGACUUCAUCCCCCCUCCCCCACAACAACACCUCUGAAGAAUGAUAGCGGUGUCUCCCAAUCUGGUCCUUGGGAAGCCGCAGACAGUACGUGUUUUUCUCUCUCCCAGCUCCUGAUAGACUAUGGACUGUCUGGAAGAGAGCUGGGAGGGAGCAAAACCACGGACUGUCUGCGGGUCCCCGAGGACCGGAUUGGGAGACCCUGGUAAUAGUACAGAUCAGCCUUUCACCUCUAACUUGUCACAAGACACCUGAAGUGCCCCGUUAGUCUGUGAGGCCCUCCCAGGGCUCUUAGUGUUUCCAUCUCGCUUAUUUUAUGAUGUUCUGUGUUGAUUUUCCAGAAACUUCUAGCUAAAGUGUAUUCUGCUUCUGAAGUUGUUAUAGGUAUUUUUCUAAGGGUGACAUUAAUCAUAACAUUUUGAAUGUACUUAGAUUUGAUGAUCAGGCACUUAACUGUAGUUUUGGGAGAAUUACACCCAUGCUUGUGGUUUGAGGGCUCUUCAUGCCCCCCUGCCCCAAUUUAAGAGCCGUUCUGUGCAUUUAACCAGUAAGUUGUAAUCCUUUGUAAUCCCUGUGAAUUUGUGAGCCGGGAUUUUAAUACUUGUAGUGCUGAUUUGUGGUGAUUCUCGAGCACAGGAUCGAGGAACCUCUGAGAAUGUUGUUGUGGAACAUAAGGAAACUGUUUAAAAGUGAGACUACCAGCAGUAGUAAUGCAGUGGACAAUGUGUCUGAACUAGGAAGUGAACUGGGGCAAUUGGAAAGUGCAGUUACCUGUGUUGGAAUAUAAUUCAGAUGAUUGCAUGCAGUAUACUUAGGAUUCAUGCUUUGAUAUUACUGCUGUAGUAGAGAUGAAUAGUCUGAAGCUGUUUUAAAUGUCUAGGUUUUUGUGUAGAAAUAUGCAUUUUCAUUAUAAAAUGGGACAUAUUUAGAUAUUUGUUCUUUUUUUAUUAUCUUGGCACGUAUGUAAUUUUUGUUCCACCCACAAGGUUAUUUUAAUUGGCCUGUUGAACGUCCUCCUCUGAAACACUACAUUUCGGGCAGGUGCUAGCACUGGCUAUCAGUGAUAGAAAUUCAUAACUGCAGUCAUUGGCUUUUUUUCUUUUGUUAAAGUGCAUUUCUGAUAUGAACAUAUUCAGUCUGACAGUUAUACAGAUUUACACCAUGGAUAAAUGCUUCUAACAAAGCAGCACGUUUACUUAAUUACGGCAUAGAUAUUAAACGUACAGCCAGUGUAUACCAUUCUGUAUGGCUCUGUGUAAUAUUCUGCUGAAGUAACAUUAGAGGGCUGUGUGGAGCAGGACUGAAUACGUUUUCUAGGCCCUUUCCAGUGUGCCACCUUGUGGAUCUUGCGCAAAACACUAAUGUUGCAUCCUAACUCUUAGCCUAAACAGUUUCUGGCUUCCAUCUAAGGAGAUAGACAGCUUAUAAAUAUUAGUGAAGUCUUCACAAAAAUAAAUCCUUAUUUUAACUAAACAAAACCAUUGUUGUAGUGAUGUUUAUCCCAAAAAUCAGGCGUAUGCUAUGUAAUACUUCCUCCACAGACAUGGUAUUAGCUUUGAUCAGCUGCCAUGAGCAAGAUACACUGUGGACUGUUGUCAUUUCAUACAUGCAUCUCACCCCUGUCUGUUCUAGGUACUGUUUAUUGUAUGGUUUCAGUCUACUAAUAGCUGAUCUGUGUCACUGCUACUUGCCUCCUGAUUUAAGGGUUUUUAAAAUUCCCUCUUUCUUAAUUGCUAAAGUUCCUCAGCUGGAGUCCUUCCCCCAACAGAGAUAUUUCUCAACAGAUGUAUUGCUUUGUUUUGGAUUUAUGGAGAAGAGUACAAGGGAUGUUGUGAUGAAGUCAGAGAAAUGACAGGACGAGGCCCCAGGCAAAAUUCAGCUAUUACACAUGUGGCAUUGCUGCUUAUCCAACACCUCAAUGGGAAUCUGUCAGCAAUUGCUCAGAUAUAGAAGUAGAUAGUAGAUAGUGUAGUGAAGUAGAUAGUGACUCUGUCCUUUCAGGGAACUGCAACAGGUGACGCAUAGAUCACUGUAAAAAAAAAUUAUGGCAACAAUAAAAGACUAUAAAAUCCAAAAUAGCACAUCACCUUACUGGAUACAUUGAAUUGCCCUAAGUCAAGAAGCAGUACAUAAUUAUCAUUUUUCUCAUAAUAUGUAGAAAACAUACAAGUUUACUGUGAAAUAUAUAAUAUUUUGGUUAAAUUAAUGGGGAAAUACCAUAAUGUCACAAGCAAGUAAUUACCUUAAAAUCUAAAAUCCGUGGUAAAUUCUAAAUUAGUUUUUGCCGAUGUGUACUAUUUAAAUUUACAAUAUAAAACUUUUCACCAUUAAGCAAAAUACCGUAAUUUCUACAGAAACAAUGUUACAAAUAUGGUAUGUUUUUUUUAAAUAAUGUUGUUCAAGGUAAAACAUAUGUUUGAAUAUCCUGUUUGCUGUAAUUUUAUGUAAUGUCUAGUUAGUCUAAUCUGACACGCUAUGAAAAUACUAUAUGACUACUGUACAAAUAAAGUUUUGCUUUUCUUGAACCCAA
Molecule: messenger RNA, 4216 nt
Organism: Brienomyrus brachyistius
Lineage: Eukaryota; Metazoa; Chordata; Actinopteri; Osteoglossiformes; Mormyridae
Gene: irf6
Product: interferon regulatory factor 6
Exons: 9
Coding region: 360-1688 (442 amino acids)
Biological process (GO): immune system process; regulation of transcription by RNA polymerase II
Cellular component (GO): nucleus
Molecular function (GO): protein binding; RNA polymerase II cis-regulatory region sequence-specific DNA binding; DNA-binding transcription factor activity, RNA polymerase II-specific
Source: RefSeq, a predicted model, not a curated record